UGAGGAGCCAAUGGAGUGACAAAUCUUCAAACGGAACACCAGCAGUUUAUUGAGGGAGAGACUUUCAAACUGGGAAGAUAUCCCCAGAUCGUACAUCCUCACAUCUGCUGACAAGGUCUAUUACUGUGGAGACUCCACCAUGUCCCACCUGGAUGCCAGGCCCACAUGAAAGUAGUCUGUUCUGGCUUUGACACAUCCAAGAGACUGCUCCCUCAAUCUGUAGCUGAAGAUAUCAUGGUGGGAUUAAGGGUGACACCAUGCAGACAGAUGGCCACGUUCUAUUCUGUCACUCAUAGCUUGAGAUGAGUGCAAUGGAACUGCCUCAUCACAUUGGGGACCUGUUCCCCUGGAAUAUGUCCCUUUUUGCCUACAUGUUACCUGGGAAUUCCAGUCGCUGGGAGCUUCCAGUCUUCUCCAGCAGUGUCCUCUUGUCUACCCAUGAACCUGGAACCAUUGCUUUGGUGGUGAUGUACUCCAUCUCCAUUCUGGUGGGUUUGGUGGGCAAUAUCAUGGCUUUGAGGGUCUUGGGGUCCCGUAGGAGAAGAGGCUGUGGAUUCUCUAGAGUUUCAGGGACCAGAAAUCUUCUGUUUAACCUGGCGGUGUGUGACAUGAUGGUCAUCUGCAUCUGCAUGCCCAUAAAUCUUGGCCACCAGGUGCACAACGCUUGGGUGUUUGGAGAUUUCUUGUGCAGAGCUGUGCCCUUUGUCCAAGCAGUCUCUGUCUCGGCCAGUGUCCUCACCUUGGCUUUCAUCAGCUUGAACAGAUAUUACAGUGUCCACAAUCCACUACAUGCCAGGUCCUUCUUCACCACCAGAAAGAUAGUCCUCAUGAUCUGCCUGGUCUGGUUGUCCUCCUCCUGUCUCUGUAUCCCUCUGAUAUUCAUGAAUAAAACCCAGAACCUGGUCCUUCUCCCUGGAAAACUGGCACUUAUAGUCUGUACUGAGAGCUGGCCAAGUCUUCACAUGAAGCUGGUCUAUAAUUUCUUGCUUUUCUGUGCACUCUAUGGAUUCCCGGUUUUAUUCAACCUUUUAAUCUGCUUCCUCACCAGCCGUAAGCUUUGGGGCUCAGGGGACUCUGUGAUUGACCACAACAACUGGUCCAUGUCAGAUUCAAGGCUCAAAGUCAGGAGGAAAAUUGCCAAGAUGGUGGUGGCACUGGUUCUCCUGUUUACUGUGUCCUGGCUCCCUCUAUAUGCUCUGGACAUCUGGAUAGACAUCAACAUGACCCAUAUUUCCACCGGUGAAGUCUUGGAUGAGCCAAAACAUGAAUGGAUUCUUCAGGCUAGACCAUUCGCCCAGUGGCUUGGACUCACUAACUCCACACUUAACCCUUUGUGUUAUUGCUUUGUUGGCAAUCUGUACAGGUCUGCAAAAAGGUUUAGGAACAGCUACAGAGAGAAACUGGCUUCUGUCUUUAGUCAGUCUCUGACCCAAACUCCAGGCAGCCUUCGUGGACACUCACUGCUACAUUAUAGUGCUUCCAGAGACCACCUUACAUCUCAUUUCAGUAGAGGCAGAGUUUGCAAAAGGUUUGAACCCAUCAAGAAGAAGAAAAGUCCUUUAUCAACCGCCGUCUGUGAGGACAACCCUGGCUUCUUCCUACCUCCACCCAUGGGACAGUAA
This is a messenger RNA of Pelobates cultripes (western spadefoot toad), 1622 nucleotides long. NCBI's taxonomy places the organism in Eukaryota, Metazoa, Chordata, Amphibia, Anura, Pelobatidae. The record is from the annotation of a GenBank genome assembly.